Messenger RNA from Dreissena polymorpha, 1045 nucleotides. RefSeq lists its product as uncharacterized. Lineage: Eukaryota; Metazoa; Mollusca; Bivalvia; Myida; Dreissenidae. The record is from RefSeq and is a predicted model, not a curated record. Bases 150 to 770 code for a protein of 206 amino acids. The transcript has 2 exons.
GUUGCCCUGGUCCUAACGUCUGUUCAACAGAUAAUAACGGACAGCUAACAUAUACAAAAGUGCGAGAGGGUGGCGGAACAAAACUGUUGACAUACAUUUAACCGUAAUUAACCUGUAGGUCGAAGUAUCAUUUCAUUUUGGUACGCCUUAUGAGAAGGACAUGUGCAACGGAGUGUCGUGCUCGCAUUCAGUUAAGUCAAGCCACCCUUGUGCAGACCCAGAUUGACCUUUCGGAUGCUAAUCUGGCCAUGCAUUGUCUUGCUCAAAAGAGAGCAAGGAGACGGAGGCAGCGCAGAUGGUGGAUCAGGGCUUGGCUGGGUCCCGAGCGGAGGCGUCAGUUCGGUCUGUAUGACCAACUUAUGAUCGAACUACGACGAGAGGACCAACGCGCAUUCAUCAACAUCAUGAGAAUGCCACCCGAGAUGUUCGAUGAGAUUCUCGCACGAGUGGGCCCAAUGAUAACGAAACAGCAUCGUGUGUCUGGUUCAAAGUACCGUGACAUGCGAUUCGGCUGGAGGGUACCCCACAACACUAUUUCUCUUCUCGUGCCAGAAGUGGGUAGAACAGUCAUAGAUGAGUAUGCUGACGACGUGAUGCCGUUGCCAACAACAGCUGCCGAUUGGACGCGAAUAGUGACGGCUUCAGGGACAGCCCGAAUUUCCCCCACACGAUUGGUGCUAUUGAUGGCAAACAUAUUGCCUGCAAAUGUCCAACACGAUCCGGGUCUACGUAUUUUAACUACAAAAAGUACUUCUCCGUUGUCCUGCUAGCUCUGGUGGAUUCUGACUACAAGUUCGCUUGGGCUGACAUUGGAGGCCGUGGUGCUGCAUCCGAUGCACAGUUGUGGACCGAGUCAGACCUGAAGGCAGCAGAUGAUAACGGAGACCUUGACCUGCCAGAACAUGAAGCUUUGCCACAUGAUACUGAGGAUAUACCCGGUACCCGACUUUUUCAUCGGAAAGAAACUAUAAAAGUGUUCGACCGGCCAAGAUUGAUUGAUUUAUUUAUUUAUUUUUUUGGCGUAAGUGUACAUAAACAUUCAUGA